Messenger RNA from Saccoglossus kowalevskii, 1484 nucleotides. RefSeq lists its product as uncharacterized. The record is from RefSeq and is a predicted model, not a curated record. Lineage: Eukaryota; Metazoa; Hemichordata; Enteropneusta; Harrimaniidae.
AUCUAGACAAGUGAUCGCAAGAGAGGAGCAUUUCGACGAAAGAGUCCCACCAACAAAUUAUAAAGCGUCACGAGUACUGACUUACUUGGAAUGGAGAUUAAGAAGACAUUUACGUUGGUGAUGUGCAUGGCAUCACUGGUGCACGUAUGCUAUUCAGGUUUGUGCGAGUUAGCGGAAGACACAGUAGCAACACAAAGCAGUACCCUCGAGGAUGCAUCAGCAGAACGAGCCAUCGACGGAAAUGACGUCAACAUUUAUAAUAUGGGCAGCUGUACUCAAACUUCCGCCGAACACCAACCAUGGUGGAUGGUGGAUUUAGGCAGAUCGCAGAUAGUACACCAUGUUGUUGUAACCAAUCGUGGGGACUGUUGCGAGAAACGUCUCGAUGGCGCUGUUGUAACCGUUGGCGACACUGCCGAUCAUCUUGCCAAUCCGCAAUGUGGAAAUCAGGUAGACUUUGAGAAACAGAGCUAUGAUUCAAAAAUAAAAUUCCUCUGCGAUGAAAACCAGGUUGGAAGAUACGUCGGGGUUUACCUAAAGGACCGCCAUGGUCCACUCACUUUGUGUGAGGUUGAAGUAUACGGUGGCAAAAAAGUUGGAGGUUGCCUUUUAUGGACAAAUUGGAUGAAUAAUAAUGACAAAUCUGGAAAUGUGGACAACGAAACCAUCUCGGCGUCCUUAGCUACGUAUCCAGAUACAAUGUGUGAAAAUCCUACUGGGAUAGAAGCCAGAACGGUUGGAAGUCGCAUACCAGCUGAGUCUUCUAAUCAAGUAUUUGCUGAAUAUAACCUAGAAGAAGGUUUUCUGUGUCGUAGCGCAGAUCAAGCACAGGGCCAGAACUGCUUUGACUACGAAGUACGAUACUGCUGCGCAGGGGGUGGAAAUAACGCAGUAGUGAUUGCAGAGAAGGUUUCCCAUAGCGAGGCUGUCGGGAAGUGUGAAUCAAAGGGAAUGUCGAUGUACAAGGUUCAUGAUAAAACGAGUUUAGCCCACGCACUCUCCACUAUCAACCAAAGUGGUAUUGCCGCUAAUAAUUUCUGGAUUGAUGGGACAUUCGGAAAAAAUAGACGUAUUAACUUCAACGAAGGCACGCAUGCAUCUUUGGAGGACAUGAAACCAUUGUUCCAUAGGGGUGAACCAAAUGGAAGUGGUGAUUGCCUGCACUUCUGGUAUCGAUCUGGGUCAGGGUUGUCCUUAGACGAUGGUGACUGUGAUGUAAAUCAAUAUUAUUUGUGUAUGCACUAAACGAUGAUAAAACGACAUUUAUUCCCUGAAGUUGACUAUAAAGAUAUGGAAUUGCUAUAUGCAUAUUAAUCACUCUCAUUUCCAUUCAUGGAUAAAUCGGAAAACUCCCAAAGGGAAGUAGAAUCGCUUUAACAUAUCCUUCAUCCCGUACUGUGGUUAGGUAGUUGGUAAUAUGCUCGUGUAACAGUUAUUCGUAUUGAUGUUUAAAUAAAAUCGUAUUCAAUAUUCUUGCUUGCAAA